AUUAAUUUCAUUUGUGGAUUUUGGAUGCACGAAAACCGAACGAACGAACGGACAUCUCAAAAUGGCAGUCAGAACUUCGUUGUGCAUGUUUCCAAAACUACUUAAAUUGAAUGUGCUACGUCGUGGUCGUACCCACCAUCAUCAGAUUUAUAUGAUUACCUACAUGUUGUGUUUGGUGUCAUUAUUGCAAUGCUUUUGCUUUGCAAGCUCAAGGAGCGUGCCGGGAUACACAGUGAUUGAUGAAGCUAUGCACACUAACAUACGUGUACAUUCUAUCAGAGAGGACCAGUUGGAACCCAAUAUUCUUUCAUCUAGACAAAAACGACAGGGAGUAACAACAACCCCUCAAUCAAUGAUUAUAGAUGAGGAUCAGGGUCAUUUAUACUAUAAUUCAUCGUAUUAUCAAGGGCAAAGCACUCAUUAUAUUGACUUGGAAAGAGAACCUUCUUUUACUGUGAUUCCACACAAAGCAUUAUCCGAAAGUCAUCUCACAGCAGCAGUGGUUAAUCUACCAUUUGUAUUUCCAUUCUAUGGCCACAAUGUUACAAAGGCAUACAUUGCUACUGGAGGUUUCAUAUAUCUUGGUACUUUUUUUCAUGAGUACAUAUCAGCCAACCAGUAUGUUGCUCCUUUGAUGGGAAACUUUGAUCCUAGCAUCAAUGACUCAGCUAUUAUAAGAUAUGCAAAUAAUGGUACUGCAUUUACAGUGGAGUGGAGUGGUGUUCAUGUCCAGCAUAAUAUUGAAGUUGGGAGUUUCACAUUUCAAGCAACCCUCUUGAAUGAUGGACGUAUAGUAUUUGCCUACAAGAGAGUACCUGUAUCACCAUUAGCAAUCCAUGGUGGUAAUGGCCACAAGGUUACAGUUGGUGUGUCUGAUGCUUAUUAUGUUGACAAGUAUUUAGAAGGAUCAUCUGUAAUUCAGCGUUACAUCUAUCGUUACCAUGUUAUAGAGCUUGAUGAACAGCUUGUAGAGGACAACACUGCCUUUGUGUUGACUCCACUCAAAACUUGCAACCAGUUGAGUCAGUCUUGUAAGACCUGCUUAGGAAGUCCUUUGCCAACAUUUCAAUGUGGAUGGUGCAAUACUUUAAGUGUCUGCUCAUCUGGCUUUGACCGUAAUAGACAAGAUUGGACAGACUCUGGAUGUAACAAUGAGAAACAUAGUGAUGUGUCAGAUUGUUCAAGUGGUGUGUCUGCAGGAGGAGUGAUUGGUAUUCUGAUUGGCAUACUGGUACUGAUUGCCAUCAUUGCAUUGGUACUCUGGCUUGGCUACAGCUACACACAUCCAACAUCCAAUUCUGGAUUAUUUCUUAUUGAGUUUCGUCAUUUUUUCAAGAAAGAUUCUCGUCACAACAUGUCGAAUGAAGAUCGUCAUGCAGUGAGCAUCAGUGGUGAUAUCCAUGACAAUGUAGAAGCCAAUGGUAGUGCAGAGAAAUCAGGUGAUGUGUCUCUACAUGUAUGUGACACACCAACAGCCACUCUGUCUGCUACUGCUGCUGCAAACAAUUACCCUGAAGAUCCUGAUGUUAAACCUAUCUCUGCUGAUGCACCUUCUGUUGUGCAGGCAUAGGUUGCUGAUUGUUGGGAUCAUUGUCUUUUACUUGUUCAAGGCAGUCUUUGUUAUGUUGAAAACAAUGGGCUUACAUUUACAACAUAAAAUAUUAUAUUUAAAAGGAUUGUGCUAUAGCUGUGUUAGAGAAUAUUGCCGAAAUGAUAAUGCACAGGCAUACAAUUGCGAUGUUAUUUGAACCCCCAUUCUAGAGUAGAUCGACAAAAGCUUGAAAUCGUUCAUGUGUUUCUCAGUGCACAUAGUGUCAAAACAUACAAUUCACAAACAAGAUGGGCAAUAGACACUUAACUUUUCUUAGAAUGCAAAGACAAGUUCAUUUUAUUCCAAGACUACUGCUAGAGUACAUAGUUUGAAUCACCUUUAUUGUAGUCAGAAUAAGGUAAAUGUAACACCUCAGGGUACACUUAUAUUCAAAGACAAAAUAAAAAUAGUACAAUAUUUAUACAUAUUGUACAUAAAUGUUGAGACAAAGUCAAGGUAGGUUGUUUAGUUUGUUUUCUAGCUCAACUGAUUUGUCUUUUUUCUUGUACACAUCAAUGUGGACUGUCAGAGAUUAAACCCGUAGUGUGUUUAAAGGCACUGGACACUAUUGAUUAAACCCGUAGUGUGUUUAAAGGCACUUGAAACUAUUGAUUA
Asterias rubens (European starfish) is the source of this 2206-nucleotide messenger RNA. Its product is annotated as plexin domain-containing protein 2-like. The record is from RefSeq and is a predicted model, not a curated record. NCBI's taxonomy places the organism in Eukaryota, Metazoa, Echinodermata, Asteroidea, Forcipulatida, Asteriidae. The coding region runs from base 62 to 1570 and encodes 502 amino acids. The transcript has 13 exons.